CCUCUCGACUGUACUCCAUAGCUGUUCUCGCACCACGUUCCAGUAUGGCUCCAGAUCCUCUUGACCCAUCCGCAGUACUCGAGACGCUCACCCAACUCAUACAAGGGAGCUCUCUACGCCUCCGCCAGCCGCAAGAUGCACUUGCCGCUCUCCUCCAUGCCGCACUGACCAGGCUAGACUUCCGCCUGGUAGGACUGACCGAGGAGGAUCGCAUCUCUGACUACAAGGCAGCCUCAUCUUCCACCGCCGAUGAGGCAUCCUCGAGUAGCGCUCCUUCUACUUCUACGCAGACCAAUGCACUGCCCGACGUCUGGAAUCGCAAUGGGUCCGAGUCAUACACCAUGCGCUACAGGCACGAUCAAUCCUCCCUCACCUUUCUUCUCAAGCUGCUCCGUAUGAGCACCCGUGUCUUGAUCCACGCAAGUGCGCUAGAGCAGAACAAGACGGCAACGUGGGAGCUGCCACUGGGUGAUUACACUUCCCCUAGCUUCUUCCCCUACCCGAAGGAUUCCGCGGGAGCAGACGCUGGAGAGAGUAGCGCUGCUGCCCAGGAGCCGCUCGUGCAUGGCUUCAUCUCAACGUCGCGACUCAGCGAUCUCUUGCUGGGCUUCAAGGGCAAAAUUGUCCAGAAGCUCAUCCCCGGUCUCCGAAAAGACGGUUACGAAGAAUCGACAGGCGCAGACGAUGACCCCACUGCAGGCUCGUCUUCCUCUUCCUCAAACCAGACCCGUCGUCCCCCUCCCACCUUCCCCGAUCCAGAUGACCCACGUCUACCAGACAGGACCGGUGAUCGCGGUUUCAUCUUCCCAGGUGGACGCAACCCUCUCGCCAUUGGGGACCGCGAUCUAGACCCACUUGGGGGCGCUCGUCCGCCCGGAGCAAUGGGCGGCUUUGGCCCUCCACCCCUCUUCGGCGGGAAUCCUGGGGGAAUCGGGACAGGUGGAGGGGGGAUGUAUGUAGGACCGGACGAUCCCAUCUUUCGCGAUCGCUUCCAGCGCCCCGGCGGCGGUGUAGGCGGGAUUGGCGGACCACCUAUGGGGCCGUGGGGAGGUGAUGGCUUCCUCCCUCCCGGGGCUGUUCCUCCAGGGGCGAGAUUCGACCCAGUAGGACCUUGGGGCGCAGGACCUGGCGCUGGUCCUAGAGGGCCUUUUGGACCUGGUGGGGCAGGCGCGCAAGGUGGUCAGGGCAGAAGGGGCGAUCCUGAUUGGGACGACGUCAGACCGCCUAGUGGCUACGAUGACAUGUUCAUGUAAUAUUGUUGAUCGGGAGAAUGGCUUUGUGUAAUGCUUGUAAUGACUAACGACUUCAUCUGUACAAGAGUCCCCAUCGUGCAGCAUUGCAAGUACUGUGGCACGAGUUCCUACUGCUGCCUUUGCCUCUCCUCCAACUACCUCGCUUUACUUGAUCAGCUCGAUCCUUUCAAUGAGCCCUUCUCCCAACCUCUCCAUCUCAGCAAGAAUCGCCUUCGUAUUCAGCGAGACAUCUCUCAGCUUACCCCCCUCUUCCCCAUGCACAGGCACGCUAUUGUACCCCAGACCGACCUUGAACUUCCUGCCGUGCU
This is a messenger RNA of Microstroma glucosiphilum, 1561 nucleotides long. RefSeq lists its product as hypothetical. Gene Ontology annotation, biological process: proteasome-mediated ubiquitin-dependent protein catabolic process. Gene Ontology annotation, molecular function: endopeptidase inhibitor activity; proteasome binding. Lineage: Eukaryota; Fungi; Basidiomycota; Exobasidiomycetes; Microstromatales; Microstromataceae. The transcript has a single exon. The coding region runs from base 45 to 1253 and encodes 402 amino acids. The record is from RefSeq and is a predicted model, not a curated record.